AUGGCGUCACCUGAUAUAUAUUUCAAAUUUAUCGUUUUUUCUGUAUCCUUAAUAAUUACUUUUAAAAACAAUCAAGCCUCUCGACGUGAUCUACCAAGUCUCAUUAACGUCCUCACCCAAAGAUACGGGAGCAACAAGCGACCUAUUAUCGUCAUUAUGAACUCUCAACCAGAGAAAGAUGAAUCUAAAGUAUAUCUAGGUGAUUCUACAGACACUAGUGAUGAGAGGACAGCUGCCAAAAUAUCACAUCUUUUGCAACAUGAUAAGGCAUUCCAUUCCAAGAAACUUCUACCACUAAAGAAGAGUACCGCAAAACCUCAUCUACAAUUAAAACAGUACAAAUAUGGCAUUAAAAAACUACGAGCUGAUAGAGACCGGAGUUUGGAAAGCAAGAACGUCUUACGAUCUCCGAUAGUUAAAAAACUAUUGCGGAUUUCAAAUAGCAUUCAAUGCGAAGCAAAAGACGAAUGUGAGGAUAAGUGUAAAAAUAAAUUCAAUGGAAAUAAAGUUAUAAAAUGUGAAAUGCAAUGUGAAGUCAAAUACGAUUGUAACGAAGAGGAGAAAGACCCAUGUGACAGUGGUGAUUGUCAAGAUUCUUGUGGUGGUUCUGCUGAAUGUACUAUGAGUACUAAAGGGGAGACACUCAACACAGAAAAACCCUCGUGCAAACGAUGU
Molecule: messenger RNA, 675 nt
Organism: Brenthis ino (lesser marbled fritillary)
Lineage: Eukaryota; Metazoa; Arthropoda; Insecta; Lepidoptera; Nymphalidae
Source: the annotation of a GenBank genome assembly